Messenger RNA from Dentiscutata erythropus, 1344 nucleotides. The record is from the annotation of a GenBank genome assembly. NCBI's taxonomy places the organism in Eukaryota, Fungi, Glomeromycota, Glomeromycetes, Diversisporales, Gigasporaceae.
AUGAAUCCAAUAAACACAUCGAAAAGCUCUUCGAAGUCAAUGAUUGCACAAAAUGUUGCUCUCCUUACCGACUAUCAAGCAUUGAUAGACCGUGUAUUUGCUGCCAUCGCUGCAAAUGCUGAAGGAAAACCAACAGAUCGGCCACCUGUUGACAUAAUGAAAGAUAUUGUAGAGUUGGACAAAAAAAUGCAACAAGGUCUUGACCAAAUUGAAGAACAUCAAAGAGUUCAUAAAAAGAUUUUACAGGUUAUUAAAGAAAUUGAAGCUGAAAAUAAUGCAUUUAUGGAAUUUGUUAAUGAAUUAAAAAGUGGGAAAGAACAGCUUGAAAUCUGUUUGGAUGAGGCGAAUGAAACAAUUGAAGCCAUAAAUUUUGCCUCCGAAUCUUCGGUAACUGCUGAUGAAAUAUUAAAAUAUGCAAAUAGAAUUAGCAGCUAUACAUCAGCUCCACCAAACUAUAUAACUGGAACUUUUGCUGAACCUCCAUAUCCUGAUGAAACACGUAUGAGGAGAAGCUUUCUAUUUCGACAAGAUGUUGAUAUGAUGUUUGAUGAGGAUGAUAAUUAUACCAAACCCCCUCCGGGCGUCGAUCAGAAUUUAACGAUCCUCAUUGGAAUUCUGACCAUUUAUGAGAAGAUCGAGGAUGAUUAUAAAAAUAAACUGGAGGAAGAAUCGAAAAUGUACGGUGAUAUUGUUAUAUUGGAUAUUACAGAGAACAUGAACGAAGGAAAGACGUUUGAAUAUUUUAAUUGGCAUAGGGAGGAUAAUUACGUGGCCAAAGCGGACGAUGACACUUUUAUCCACCUUAUUCACUACUACCGUGACCUUCAAGAUUUACCGAGGGAACGUGUAUACUAUGGCAAUUGUCUAGGUUGGGAUGAUGGACCAUACUCGUAUAUGGGAGGCCCUGAAGACUGGUUAGUGGGUGAGUGGGUAUGUCAUAUUGCUAAGGAGAAGAAAUACUUCGUACAUUAUAUCGGCUUUACAAGUUGGGAGCCCACCCGCCAAAAUUCGAUUCAUGACUUUGAUGAGAACUUGGACCUCCAUUUCCUUGGCGAGACCAUCAUGAUCCAUCGGAUAAAAGACAUUGAGAAAUUAAAUGCCAUUAAGAAUGUGUACUCCAAAUACGAAGAGGGGUUACCAAUAAUCAAUGUCAUUCGGAAUUCAACAGCCGCAAACUUGGUUACAAAGUGGAAGAUUAUUCCAGGGUGCUGGUCUACACUUGAAAAACAGAUUUGGAAUCAAACUUUGCAGACUACCUACAAGAAUUGGUUCUAUGAAGCUUGGGGUUUUAAGGAGGGAAAGUGGUAUUAUGGACCUGUAGAUAGUAUAGAAAUUACUGUAUAG